Molecule: messenger RNA, 4040 nt
Organism: Ornithodoros turicata
Lineage: Eukaryota; Metazoa; Arthropoda; Arachnida; Ixodida; Argasidae
Product: reticulophagy regulator 3-like
Exons: 7
Coding region: 16-1314 (432 amino acids)
Biological process (GO): reticulophagy
Source: RefSeq, a predicted model, not a curated record
UGACGUCACGCAGCGAUGAAAACAAAUAUGGCCACCGUCAAGAACGGAGCUCAGAAAGUGGUCUCAUGGGCUCGCUCCUUAUUACGCAGUGGACGCGAUUUCGUAGAGGAUACGUGCACUCGCAAUCAGCAGAAGACAGACUCGGCUUUUCUACGGUUGGUCGGACCUUUCGAGGCGUACCUAGUGUCUAUACAGAGCCUUCUGAUUUGGGAGCGACCUUACCUAAGUGCUGUGGCAUUGGUUGCAGUCAACUGUUUCUUUUGGUUUAUAGUCUCCUGUAGCAGGAGGUUCUACUCAUUUGCGGCGAUACUUGCCGCCAUAAUAUUUAUGUACAAAACUUGGGUGAACAGUAUCUGGCCAGAGAUACGGGUGCCCCCUGCAGAGGGUGAAGAUACCGAACAAUGGACUCCUGUGAAUCCUCAAGUUCUUAGCGUCCCAGAGCUGAACCGUUACGUCACCGAGUGGAGUGAAAGUGCGAAAAAGUGGUUCAGUAACAUCAUAGCACUCCGUAAGACACAUCCAGGACUGUUCUGCACCCUCGCCUGCACCAUGUUUACAUUAACAGCUGUGCUCGGAAGAAUGGUGUCUGGAGUUCUCAUUGUCUAUACUUUGCUCAUGACAGUGACACUGGGCCCUGGAAUAGCAUUGUACGUGGUUCCAGAAACCUGGUACGAGCAGUUUGAUGCGAUCAUGAGCAUUGCUUCGGGAAAGCCGCCAAAUAGUUCUGUGAUGGGUGGUGAUGGUCCUUCUGGGGUCACCAAAAAUUUAAAGUCCGACGAGUUGGAAGAAUUUCUGCCCAGGGAAAGCGAGGAAACACUCUGUCGCCAGCUAAGCCUUUCGUACGACUCUGAGUCAAAGUCUGGGACAGAUUCCUCCACUCGAAGCGAGGAGGCGGCUUUUGCUCAAGAGCUGGGCACGGGGCAGCUCGCUUCAUUGGAGGAAGAGUCGCAAGGCCUAGCUAGCUUUCCUGACGGCGAAGACGAGAGUGACCUGGACAGCUUCCUUCCCGACUUGAAUUUGCUUCCCGCUGCGGUACAAUCGAAGUCUGGUGAAAGCAUGCACUUUGUGGCAGCCCACUUUCGCGAAGACAGUUCCGAAUCUGAUUCGGAAGACGCAUUCGCUCGCGGAUUGACUUUCAGUCGACCGCAGAAAAAGUCUGCCGAGGCGUCGAAGUCGAGGCCACUUGCGGUGGGGCCCUCCAGGGGUGGUGCGGCUGCGACAAAAAAUGGACAGGGGUCUCGGCACCCUUCGCAGAGCAGCGACAUCGACAUCAACGAGUACGAAAUUGUGGACGAGUCGGACGUUUCCACGUGACAUAGUCUCGCAGCAUAGUCGAAUGAAGGUCGUUGAGGUGAAGUGUUUUAAGUUGUUCGGCCCUGUUUAACUGGGCGACUCUGUUUGUGCUUUUUUUUUUUUUUUUGUCCGUUUCAGUUUAAUGCCGACAGUAGCUCUCAAGUGCAAAGGUGCAGAAAAGUUCUUACAUUAUUUAUAUAUAGCUUCCCAAAUUCUUGCCAGUGGUACCAAGUCCUACGCAGGUACAAUCGCAUACUGUACAGGUUACAGAGGGUGAGGUACAAGAACGUUUUACACUCAACCACUUUUUUGUAACAUGCCCAAAGAGAGCUCUUCUACACUGUAGGGCUAGUAUAUUUACUAAAUGCAUAUCACGUAACGAGAGUAUACAUAUAGAAUUUCGUGGGUAUGCGAUAACCAAAUUAAAAAACUGCGCUUCAGAGCCUACUGUGUUGUACAUACAACUUUCCAAUUUUGAGUGUUAACUUACUUGUCACUUAGUAGUAUGUCAGUCUCCUGGUUUUUUUUAGACCUUGCAUUUUCUUACAUACGUAUGCCUGGAGCGUAAAACUGCCCUACGCGCGGUCUUGCAUCACAGUUAACGGUCAACAAAACAAAUGCUCAUGAGUUGUGAACAAUACGGUUUACUCAGUUUUACUUUAGACUUUUAUAAGUUGCGUAAGAAAUAAAUACGGUCAAUCCCUGUUGUAGUGACCUCCCCUAUAACUAGAGCCUGAAGUUUUACAGUUUAACCCGAUUCUUCCCCGAAUUGAAGGUUGCCUGUUUAGGGUAAAACCCGAUUUUCAGCCGUCAGAUUGCCCUCACUGAGACGUUUGUAGGAAUGCACACUAACUUGUUUGGCAGCAAAUGCAGUUACGUACUGUCAGUUUGAGGAACUGAGCCCAAUUUCUCCCCGAAUAUAGCAUACUGGAGGUUUUUCCAUACGAAUUCGCAUGAAUUCAGAGCGCAUGUUUAUUUACCCAAUUUUUUACCCCAAAAUUUUGAAAAAAUAUUUCCCGAAAACUUCAGGCUCUACCUACAACGAACAUGAGAGGGACUCCAAACAUCCAUUUUGCUUGGAGUAUCAACAGAGCUGGCUGUACCAAAUGGGGAAAAUAGGAAUGUAUAUGGUAUUCUAAACGUUUCAGAGUAUAUUGUUAUUAUUUCUUUUACAUAUUUCUACGUGCACCCUCAGAGGUAGUUUUAAACUGAUGGGCUUCUUUUUUUGCCUUACUGAUACCUACCUUAGUUGUUCUCACUCUCUGUCUGCUGAUCCAUUUAUUUAUGAAGACUUUUAACGAGAGAUUUUUAUCACAGGAAUGCUGUUAUGAUGCAACUGUCAUGCCUUUCUUAGCUUACAUGGCAUCCCAACAUGUGAGAGCUCACCUAGUAUUUCCUAUUUUGUGCAACAGAGUUGAAACUCACAAUCAAGGACCCCAUACUCUUUGCUUGUGUGUUACAUGUGCCAUGCACCCCUGUUUGAAUCCAACAGUGAUUUGCAUAUCUACUAGUCCUAUGUAUACCAUGUUUCAAUGAUGAUAGGUUAACCCUAAAUUAUUUUAAAGUUUGUUUGCUGACAUCUGUACAUAAUAGUUGUACAUAUAAGUCACCUUUCAAUUAUGGCCACCAGACAUGAUGUACAAUUUGGUUCCCAAAUUACCUGCAUGACAUGUACAGAAUAUUCUAAAGAGUUGUGUAAUAGAGUAGGUACACUUCAUAUAUAACACAGUGAGAAACAUAUGCCUGUAGUGUGACAGUUGGGCAUACUGUUGAAGUGACAGAUGUGAAUGACACCCAUUUUUGAGACUUGCAUUGGGUAGUUUUUUUAUCAGAAAUAUGUAGUGCCAUGUCUGUCUCUAAACAGACUAAAACUGUGUAAAACUGUCUUGUGUAAAACUAAUAGUUUUACACAAGAGUGUGCAGUCAGCAGUAAUGUGAUGAUGCCCUAUGGACCUUUUUUUGUUUGUUUGUUUCUUGACUUUGCAAGAGCCCUGCCAACUUGGUCAAGGCUGCACAUCUCUGAAAGUUCCUGCCGUUUCUCUUGUACUUUUCUUUUUCAUUCCCUUGCCCGUAAACAGCACACGACCUGUCCUAAAUAAUACGGGAGUGUGCAGUGGCGCCCGGGUCCGAAAUCUUGCCCCUCCCUGAAAAAUUGCCUAGUGGCGCCCCUGGCUACGGAGGUAAUGGACGCAUUUUUUUGGCUAUCCCAAUGUUAGCUUUCAACGUUUAGUGCACCUGGUUUAAAAAAGAAAAAAAAUCAGUACAGUAAAACACCUAUUUUUGCCUCUUUGACUGUAAACCUGGUAUGGAAUGUAGCGGAUUAUUGCAACUUUUCAAGCUCGUUUGGGAGAAAAUAGUACUUCCACUCUGGUGGCAAACACAUGCCACUCUAACAGAGCCAUAUUUUGUACAGGUUCCCCCCCCCCCCCCCCCAGGUCCUUUUCUUUUUCUAACACCCUGUGAAGCAACGCAAUAAUUCAGACCCAAGGAUUAGUAAAACACACAUGUAGCCAUACCUCUGUAUUUUUGUAUGCAGAGCAAAGCCUGCAGUUGCAUCAGAUACCCGUUACACUGUAAACUAGAGGAAACACCCAGCACACGAUAACACAUUUAGUCUGUAUGUUAGUGCCUUGUCGUCCUAUCACAUAGUAGUUCAAAUUCACAAUGGUCUCAGAACUUAACACCUCAUACUUGUGAUUGCACUUGUUUCAUGUGGGUCUCUCAGAAUAAAAUUGGAGAACAUUUGA